Molecule: messenger RNA, 2432 nt
Organism: Orbicella faveolata
Lineage: Eukaryota; Metazoa; Cnidaria; Anthozoa; Scleractinia; Merulinidae
Biological process (GO): lipid metabolic process
Source: RefSeq, a predicted model, not a curated record
AGCAUGCGUGUUUCAUAACGAGAUUUGACUUGCAGUCACAGCGCCACGCAAGCCUAUAGUGAUGCUUGUUCGCUUUACAAUCAGAAAUAACAGGAAGAAAUGAUGUUAGCGCGGAAAACUUAAGAGUUUUCGAAGACACAGAAGAAAAAGGUAUGGCCCAAGGACACAUCGAAGAUAUCCUUGUAUUGACGGAAGAAGAAGAGAACACUCCAUUGUUUGUCAGUCCUCGAUCUAGAAGCACUGUUCGGAUAUUUCCACGCCGUGAAGGUUUGCAAUGGAAGAUCCUCAGAGGUUUAUUUUCAGCCUUUUAUCCGAUAUCUCACGUGACCAUAGUCGUUUCUCUGGUGUCCUUCUUUGUGACAGCUUUCAGCUUCGCCAUAAACUGUGCACUGGAAAUGACUUUCGAGAUGAUUUCACCGCUAGGAGAGUCCAUGGAUUAUCAGAAUUUCUACGCGUGUUGUAUGUUAAUUCUCCUCUGCUGCACAAUCUUCGUAGUGUGUUUUGUGUUCUCGUUGUUCUGGGAAAUCAUAAAAGUCGCUGUUGUUAAAAGAUCUCUCAAGUUCAGAGUAGUCAAAGUGGGAAUUUUCCUCGCCAUCUUAUUAAGCUCUGGUAUCCAUGCUGCUUGCGCAGAUAAGAACUUUGGCGUCAUGACUUUUCUCAGCAGUUGUCUGAUAGUGUGUUGGUUUGCAGCGUUAAUAGUGGCAGUGAUAGGCUCAGUUGGUUUGAUAGUAUUCUGCUACAGAGAGGAAAGCCAUGAAGCUUACGUCGUAGUCCUACUCCCGAUGCGUUUUCUGCUUAUUAUGUUUUCAAUUCUUUCUCCUGUGUCGUUCACACUCGUCGGGGCGGCAACCGGAGCGGUUUGUUUUGCGUUUUUCUAUCCGUUUCUUACCGCCUGUCUCAUUUUAUACGUCAUCUUUCGAGGCUGCAGAAGACCUAAUGGAGAAUACUUUGUGAUAAAGAAACGUUUUGCUUUGAUGUUCAUCGCUGCCUACCUUGCUGUGAUGAUUUUGGCGAGCACGUCGCAAGUACAUUGUGAUAAAGAUUGCAAUUUCCCACCUCUCAAUCACACGCGGGACACAAGCGAUUUCUCUAUCAGUGAAAAUUCGGCUAAGUACCCAAUCUGCGGCAAAAUGUACGGGACUCCUUUACGUUUAAACAUUGCAGAUAUGGCGUAUCUCUCGUAUAUCGCUUACCAGAAGAACUGGAACAAACGAGAUCUUACUCAAUCAGUCAACGGUUAUUUUCUUGAUCGAGGUGGGACGUGGAAUGUUACCUACAUAUCAGGGGGAAAUCCCAGGUUUUAUCACCUACUCGAGGGCACCACUCAAGUUCAUGUCAUUGGUAUACGGGGAACCGCAUCUUCUCAGGAAUGGUUUCAAUACCUGAAACUUUGGAGUGAGAUUAUCAGUUACCAAGUGACUUCUGUGGCUCUACCUAAGCAGACUUUUCCCUUGAACUUCGUGACGUCUUACAUAACCGCGUCAUCGUUUCUUGAGAGACUGCUGCACAAUAAUCGCGAGGAUUUUGCUUUCUCUUCGGUUGAGUCAUACGUGCAGAAAAUAAAUCGAACGGCGGGGAGCACCAUUCUCCUCACGGGCCAUUCCAUCGGUGGUGGCCUGGCGAAGAUUGUGGGAAGUCGACAAAAAGUAACGACUGUCACGUUUUCCAGCCCCGGUGAAGUUUUCAGCCGAGCAAAGUUUGGUAUUUCUUUAGACGACUUACAGCGUUACACCACCUCUGUUGUGUCACGCGAUGACAUGAUCACGUGGGUUGAUAUUCAUGGCGGAUUGGUGCAGUAUAUCGAUUGUAACGCAAGUGGGUAUGUCCAGUGUCACAGCAUUGUUAACACGUACUGUGAGCUCAAAAGAAGUUGUGGUUUUCAAACCUCAAUCGUGUGCUGAACUCGCUUAGAUCUAAGGUUUAGGACAAGAAAGUUACCGCUCUGAAUUUGGGGCGACCAGCGCUGUUAACAAGGUUCUUUAUGACUGGCCAAACGAAACAAUAGGUAAAGAACGCAAACAAUUUCCCUAGGCCUGAGAACAAAAGAGGUGCAGAUCAAUAAGAGUGAACCUAAAUAGAGGUUUUAAAGAGGAGCAGGUCAAUUGCUAAAUUUAAUUUUAACUCAGAAUGUGAAAACAGAGCUGCGCAGCAACGCAUUAUAGUACAACUUAAUAGGUCUGAUUCAAACCGCCACAACCUAGGGAUUAUUAGCACAUGUGCAAUAUAAAUUUCAUCUUUAGCUAAUCUCAGCGUUGAUUCCGCGCCGUCCGUUCGGGAACAGAUUUCGGUCAGUUUUAAGCACUUUGCCUUAGUAAAACUGCCAAAAUUUAGUGUCUAUACGCAACCUCGAUCCAUUUGUCUCCCUGACGAAGUCUGUACUUAUCAGACAAAAGCAUAUAGAGAGAGUGAAUGAUAAAACUCAUUGAACGUGA